Molecule: messenger RNA, 531 nt
Organism: Polistes canadensis
Lineage: Eukaryota; Metazoa; Arthropoda; Insecta; Hymenoptera; Vespidae
Product: elongation factor 2-like
Exons: 1
Coding region: 1-531 (176 amino acids)
Biological process (GO): translational elongation
Cellular component (GO): ribonucleoprotein complex; cytosol
Molecular function (GO): GTPase activity; translation elongation factor activity; ribosome binding
Source: RefSeq, a predicted model, not a curated record
AUGGGUCGUUACGUUGAAGCCAUUGAAGAUGUACCUUCUAGUAACAUUUGUGGACCUGUCGGUGUUGAUCAAUUCUUGGUCAAAACUGGUACCAUUACUACGUUUAARRAUGCAMAUAAUAUGAAAGUUAUGAAAUUCUCGGUUUCUCUUGUUGUACGUGUAGCAGUUGAACCCAAGAAUCCUGCAGAUUUGCCAAAAUUGGUUAAAGGUUUAAAACGUCUUGCUAAUUCGGAUCCUAUGGUACAAUAUAUCAUCGAAGAAUCUGGAGAGCACAUUAUUGCUGGUGCUGGUGAACUUAACCUUGAAAUCUGUUUGAAAGAUCUURAAGAAGAUCACGCCUGUAUAUUAAUUAAAAAGUCUGAUCCUGUCGUAUCAUACAGAGAAACUAUUGCGGAACAAUCUAAUCAGAUGUGUUUGUCGAAAUCACCGAAUAAACAUAACCGUCGUUUUAUGAUGGCUUGCCCAAUGCCUGAUGGUCUUGCCGAAGAUAUUGACAAUGGUGAAGUUUUGCUUAAGAAGAGGAAGUCUUAA